AUGGCGUCCCGCGCCACAGCCGUGGCAACCGAAGUUGACUAUUAUGAAUUAUUGUCUGUGUUGCCGACAGCCUCUGAGGCAGAAAUCCGUCGCGCAUACAGGAAAACUUCCCUGCUGUACCACCCCGACAAGGUCAAGCCAACGCCUGAGACACUCGACAAGUUUCAGUUGCUGCAGACCGCCUUAAACAUCCUAACUGAUGCUGACGAGAAGCGGAAGUAUGACCAGACUCGAGAGGCGAGACACAGGCGGCUAGCCGAGACCGCUGCCCUUGACAGUCGGAGACGCCAAAUGGUGGAAGACUUGGAGAAGAGAGAGGCUGCCUCCGUCAACGGCGGUGUGAAAAAUGGUGUAAAGCGCACGUGGACAGAUCGUGAGCUGGAAAUCAAACGCAUACAAGAAGAGAACAGGAAAAGACGGGAGGAUGCCAUGGCCAAGAAGGUCGGCGAAGCCCAAGCGCGUGCUGAGGCCGCUCAGGCAAAGGAAGAAGCGCAACCCUCAGAGUCAAUCGAUCGGUCUGUCAAGGUGCGUUGGGUGAAAGAGGGUGAGGGGCUGGAAAUCGACCAGGAAGCCCUGGAGGAUAACUUCGCAGUCGGGGAUGUUGAAAACGUCGUCCUCCUAAAGGACAAAAAGCGCCGCAUCGAGGGCCGCGGGGAUAGGAAGGUCUUACUGGGCACGGCCGUCAUCGUUUUCAGAACAUUGGCAAUCGCUAAGAAAGUAGUGUCACAGGGACCGUGGGAAAACAUCGAGAGUGUCGAGUGGGCGGCUGGGAACGCCAACGAGGUGCCUGAUGGCGGUUGA
Molecule: messenger RNA, 801 nt
Organism: Cladophialophora yegresii CBS 114405
Lineage: Eukaryota; Fungi; Ascomycota; Eurotiomycetes; Chaetothyriales; Herpotrichiellaceae
Exons: 1
Coding region: 1-801 (266 amino acids)
Biological process (GO): spliceosomal complex disassembly
Cellular component (GO): spliceosomal complex
Source: RefSeq, a predicted model, not a curated record